AUAGAGCGCGUUGAUGAUAGCGCCACAGAGCGUCACGCGGACGUAAGUGAAAUCAUAAUUAACGAGCUAUGGGCACGCUUGGUCGUGUCGAAAGAUUCGUUGAUGGUAUCCGCUGUUGUCAGUACGAAGUAGAAAGAGUAGGAUGUGGUAUCGUACAACGUUAUGGUAUUUUUCGUGGCUGCGAUUUCAUGAGAAAGUUGUUGUAAUAAUGAAUGAAUUUUGUUGAGGGACAUGCAGUAUACUAUAUCACGCGAGUGUAGGACAAGUUAACCUAAAGCAGUGUCUGUGGCUUUGUCGAAAGUGAAGUGUAAAAGUGCGCGGGACUCGCAUUGAGAGCGAGUACCAAGAAGUCUUAGUGUCGUGGGAUAUGCACACACAUGUCAAGAUGUCGUCGGGAGGACAUAGCAGUCGUACUCGAGCCGUACACAUAGGUUCAAUAUUCCAGAAACUUCACGGUCGGUUUGCUGAUCCUAUGACACUGCCGAAACUUUCGACCGACAAGCGAAUGCUUGAUAAGACUUGGAAGCUUAUGGACAAGGUAGUUAAAUUAUGUCAACAUCAAAGGAUGAAUUUAAAAAAUUCACCACCAUUCAUCCUGGACAUUCUACCAGAUACGUAUCAACGAUUGAGACUGAUAUAUAGUAAAUAUGAAGAUAGGAUGCAGGUGUUACAUAGUAACGAACAUUUUUGUGUUUUCAUUAAUAAUCUUAUGAGAAAGUGCAAGCAAGCAAUUAAGUUGUUUAAAGAAGGCAAAGAAAAAAUGUUUGAUGAAACUUCACAUUAUCGUAGAAAUUUGACUAAACUCAGCCUUGUAUUUAGUCACAUGUUAUCCGAAUUGAAGGCCAUUUUUCCAAACGGAGUAUUUGCCGGACAUAAAUUCCGUAUUACUAAGGCAGAUGCAGCUGAAUUCUGGAAAGAAAGUUUUGGAAUCAGUACAUUGGUUCCAUGGAAAGUAUUCAAAGAUAAAUUGAACGAAGUUCAUCCAAUAAGUUCUGGAUUACAAGCCAUGGCAUUAAAAUCUACGAUAGAUCUCACAUGCAAUGAUUAUAUUUCUAAUUUUGAAUUUGAUGUAUUUACAAGGUUAUUCCAACCAUGGUCUACACUUCUUCGUAAUUGGAAAAUUCUAGCUGUGACACAUCCUGGAUAUGUAGCUUUUCUAACUUAUGAUGAAGUGAAAGCACGUUUACAAAAGUAUUGUAGUACUAGACCUGGAAGUUAUGUAUUCAGAUUAAGUUGUACAAGGUUAGGACAAUGGGCUAUUGGUUAUGUCACAUCAGAUGGCGAUAUCCUUCAAACAAUACCUCACAAUAAAAGUCUUUGUCAAGCAUUGCUAGAUGGAUAUAGAGAAGGAUUUUACUUAUAUCCUGAUGGUCGUAAUAUAAAUCCAGAUUUAACAUGGGCAGUUCAACCUACUCCUGAAGAACAUAUAAAAGUAACAGCAGAACAAUAUGAAUUAUAUUGCGAAAUGGGUAGUACAUUCCAAUUAUGUAAAAUUUGUGCAGAAAAUGACAAAGAUGUGAGGAUAGAACCUUGUGGACAUCUUCUUUGUACUCCAUGUCUUACUGCUUGGCAGGAUUCUGAAGGACAAGGUUGUCCAUUUUGUCGAGCUGAAAUUAAAGGAACUGAACAAAUAGUAAUUGAUCCGUUUGAUCCACGAAGAACACAUCGACCAGGAACGCAAUCGGCAUCUGCUAGUAAUGCAUCAACUCCUACGCGGGACCUUGACCCGGACACCGAGGAAAUCAUGGAUUUAUGUAACGGACAUUGUGGACUAAUGUGUUACGACUCGGAUGAAGAAGAAGAUUCUAGUCCAACAAAUUCACCAAUUUCGACCCGAAGAAUUGUACCAAGUCCACCACUACCUCCUCGACGACCUUCUCCAUCACCCACGCCGAAUAGUCAUUCGAGAAAUGGUCGUCAUUUAACUGUUCCGAAAGAGAAUGCUCCACCACCGCCGUCAUCAACAAUCAAUACAGCAUUCAAUUCUAAUACCGACAAUCAACAAAACAAUAAUAUAAACUCUGAAGCGGGAUACGAUAUGCUACAUCGGGCCUCUUCACCUUCUCCAGUGCCAUUGAUACCUCCGCUUACAAUGGCCAGAACUCAUAUUCGUCGAUCACAGGGAAAUCAUUUAAUCACAUCACCACAACCACAACCACCGCCAACAUUACCUGAAAAACCGAGCCGUGCCAGCGGAUCUUCGACAACGAUCUCUCAAAUUGCGACUAGCAAUAAUGUGCCACCAGUUCCGCCUCCGUUAUCAGUACCACGACCGCCGAAAACAGUGAAUAAAGAGCAUAACAGGCACGAUCAUCAUUACGAGAACACAAUUGUGAUACCUGGUACAAGACAACAUGUCGUGAGGAACAUUAAUCUAGAAGCGAAUACAGCUCGAUUGUCCGCUCUGAUAAGAGGUAAGGACGAUCCCACAGGUUCUUCUAAACCUGAAUCCGCAGCAUAUGAGAACGUGAAUGUCGAACAUAUUUCCAAGUUAACAGCCCUAGGAUUCGCACAAGAUGCUGUAAUUAGAGCCCUCGGUAUUACUAGGAACGAUCUUGAAAUGGCUUGUGACAUACUGCACGAAUUUGCUACGAAAUCGUCUUGACCAGGAUUAAAUACCGAAGAAUCAUAACCGAUUCUAUAUAUAUUGUACUUUUGAUGAAUAUUAUGCGUGAAAUUUGCUAUUGCUAAUUACUGGAAAAUAUUAUUUUUCAUCUGAAAGCUCGGACGUAUUGUAAGUCGAGCAAUAUACGUAUUGAGAGCCAACAGAAAUU
Messenger RNA from Apis mellifera (honey bee), 2774 nucleotides. It is a transcript of the gene Cbl, whose product is annotated as E3 ubiquitin-protein ligase CBL. Gene Ontology annotation, molecular function: calcium ion binding; SH3 domain binding; phosphotyrosine residue binding. Gene Ontology annotation, cellular component: plasma membrane; membrane raft. The coding region runs from base 368 to 2605 and encodes 745 amino acids. The transcript has 8 exons. Gene Ontology annotation, biological process: cell surface receptor signaling pathway; negative regulation of epidermal growth factor-activated receptor activity. The record is from RefSeq and is a predicted model, not a curated record. Lineage: Eukaryota; Metazoa; Arthropoda; Insecta; Hymenoptera; Apidae.